GCUUGCCCGGCCGUCUCGUCUUCGUUGGCGGCGUCCAACCCUAGCAAAAUUGCCUGCUGGCGGCGCAAGCGGCCUGGGGCGCCCUACGCAGCUCGGGCAGACGGGAGGAGGGCGAGCCGGCGUCUGAGGCCCGGGACCCGGGGGCGGCGGCGACUGGAGGCCAGCGUUUCGGCGGUGCAAGCGCAACGCCUGGAGCCAGACGCGGAUCGGUGCACUGCGGCCAAGCAUCAAGAUCAACCUAAAAGCUUGUCUACAAAGUUCCCUUUCUGCUGACCACUGGUUGCUGUUGAGGUAAAGAUGCUGAAGAACAUUUUGAGCCAGUCAUGGAGACAAGGUGCAUAUGUGCUGCAGGAAGGAAAUCCCGUACCGGCACUAUAUACAUGCUGGAAUCGAUUUCACAGUGGACAGAUCUUAAGCUCUUCCAGGAGCUUCUUUGGCGUGGAGGACUUUGUGGAUGAAGACAACAGUAGACCCUACACAUACAAAAAGGAAAAGAGAUCGAAGAACCCGCACAAGCACAUUUCUUUCAAGCAGCGCACUAUCGCACACAUGGAGCCCUUCACGCUCGACGUCUUCAUCUCCAAGCGCUUUGUCUCGGCGUCCCUCACGCACCGUUCGACGUGCAGGCAGGUCGCGGUCGCGGGGACCAAUUCGAAGGACAUCAAGGCUGCGCUCAAGUCGAGGUCCGACAUACCGGCCUGCCUGGCCGUGGGCCGUUUCCUGGCGGAGAGGGCGAAGGAGGCCGACGUCUACACCUGCACCUACACGCCGAGGGAGCGGGACAGGUUCGAGGGGAAGAUCAGGGCUGUUGUCCAGUCGCUGAUCGAUAACGGGAUCAAUGUGAAGCUCUACCUUGACUGAGCUUUUGAUGUAUGGAAAUAUGGGCGACUUUUCUGGUACUUGCAAAAUGAGCAGCCUGUGGCAUGGUGUUCUGCUAUCAUGGCCGCGAUCACUACCACCCUGUUGUGAUAUGCCACUUUUUUCUGAUACUGAGUUGUUCUCCUGA
Molecule: messenger RNA, 1006 nt
Organism: Panicum virgatum (switchgrass)
Lineage: Eukaryota; Viridiplantae; Streptophyta; Magnoliopsida; Poales; Poaceae
Exons: 4
Coding region: 298-861 (187 amino acids)
Biological process (GO): translation
Cellular component (GO): ribosome
Molecular function (GO): 5S rRNA binding; structural constituent of ribosome
Source: RefSeq, a predicted model, not a curated record